AUGGAUCAGUUCAUUGGAUCUGCUAUGAAUGAAUUGUUCAUUAGCGAACGAGGAAGGAUUGGUCAUAAGAGACGGACCAACAGGAACGGACCGUGUACCUCCAAGAACCUUGAGGCGGAGCGGAGGAGGAGGGGGAAGCUUCACGAUCGGCUGAUGGCAUUGCGCGGAGUGGUUCCUCAAAUUACAAAUAUGAAGAAAGCAACCAUUGUCGAAGACGCGGUCGCUCAUAUUAAGAUGCUGCAGCAGACUGUGGUACAUCUCAAGGACCAGCUUUGGGAUGAGGUUGCUUCACCGGAGGAAGGCAUUGAGCUAAAGAAUGAAGAAUUUUGUGCUGCGGAAGAGAUGAACUCACUUGGGAUUCAGCCGGAUAUUACCGUGAUACAAAUGUACGAGAACAAAUUCUGGAUAAAGGCGAUAUUCGCGAAGAAACGAGGCGGGUUCACAGAAUUUAUGGAUGCCGUAACUGCUUUCGGUUUUGAACUCACUGAUACCAGUUUAACUACCAUCAAUGGAGCCAUGCUUGUUACAUCCUGUCUUGAGGUGAGAAAUUGGAGCAGGAAUGAAAAUUUUUCUCUACUCAGUCUACUCGUGCUUGGUUAAUUUCCUCUUCCAAAGUUUUAAUCGAAAGUUUCGUUAUUUCAGGGAGUUUCUUGUGAAAAGCUUUCAGUUGAAGAAAUCAAGCAAGUUUUGCUAGAGAUAUAG
Messenger RNA from Morus notabilis, 702 nucleotides. Its product is annotated as transcription factor DYT1. Gene Ontology annotation, molecular function: sequence-specific DNA binding; DNA-binding transcription factor activity; protein dimerization activity. Gene Ontology annotation, cellular component: nucleus. NCBI's taxonomy places the organism in Eukaryota, Viridiplantae, Streptophyta, Magnoliopsida, Rosales, Moraceae. Gene Ontology annotation, biological process: regulation of DNA-templated transcription. The record is from RefSeq and is a predicted model, not a curated record.